AUGGUAGAGGCCAAUCCCGAGGCGUUUCUGCGAGCCUUUGACCACGUGGCGAAACGAGUAGAGGCCGCGCGCAAGAGACGCACGGUUACGGUUACCAGCAAGUACAACUCGCGGACGGACAUCCUCCGAUCGGCACUCUCGUUAGACAUCCCGUCGCUCUCCCCCUUCCCGUUCCCGCUCCCGUCCCUCCCUCACCUUCCAUUCUUCUCCUCCCCUUCUCCCAACUCCUCCUCCUCCUCCCCCUCCUCCUCCUCUCCCUCCUCUUCGACUUCCUCCUCCCCUCCUUCCUCCCGUCCCUCCUUCCCUCUCCGCAUCAGAGCAGUGGCGGAGGGUCGACCCUCCGCGCCCUUCACCCGCUUCUCCAUCGCCCCGGAAAUCGGCCCCUUACGCUUGAGAUGGGACCGGCCGCGCCUGGUCCCCUCCUUUGGAGCCACCCUGCAUUCGGGCGACAACUCCCUCGUGCAAAUCUUCCAUGACCUUCAGGAGCGCCCCAGCCAUCGCACUGCGCUCAUGGUGGGGUGGUGGGCUCGAACCAUGGCCUAUCGGGCACUCCUCUCCCUCAAGCUGCCCGCCUGCCAUGUGGACAUGCUGUGGGUUGACUUCCCCAGGGGCGAGUUCCUGAUGAACCGAGUCAACGGAGUCAAGGCCAGUCUCUUCCUGCCAUGCCACCCGCUGAGAGGAGUGCUGCAGGUGGAAGGGCGGACAGCAGACACGGCCACUGUGGGGUUUGCAUACCAGCACACCUUGGGAACGCGUGUGACGCCCUCAUAUUCUCUCGCCGAUCGGGGACUGUCAGUGGAGGUGCUUCAGCCAAUCACAGUGCGCCAGCUGGGACCCGCUGUAAAGCCAGAAGCUCAAAUACGGUUCAAAACCACAAUGUCAGGCACGAGGCAAGGGUGGGAGAUGGAGACCACACGGUUUCUGGGAACAAACGAGAUAGUGGGGGGAGCAGCAGAGGCGUCUCAAGGCGGGCUGGCAGUCAGUGUGGGGUACAAGGCGGGGGUGGCACCUGUUGCCUUCUUUACUCUCUUCGGAGGGGGUCGCAGGAGGCGGAAAACAGCAGUGACAGGCAAGGGAGCUGGUUACCAGCUGAGGCUGGAAUUUCCGCCGUCCAAUCUCAGACGAGCAGUCAUCUCAUGGGAUGCCACCCAUGGAAUAGAUUUCUAG
Closterium sp. NIES-65 is the source of this 1167-nucleotide messenger RNA. Lineage: Eukaryota; Viridiplantae; Streptophyta; Zygnematophyceae; Desmidiales; Closteriaceae. The record is from the annotation of a GenBank genome assembly.